AAGAUAUAAUUCAUAAUAAUAAUAAUAAUAAUAAUAUUAUUAAGGAAGAUAAAAAAUGUAAAAUAAAAAAUGAAGAAAUAAAAACAAAUGUUACUAAUACAUUUGAUAAAAAUAAUAUAAUACUUAAUAAUAAUGUUGCCGAUAAAUAUAAAAAUAUUAUUUUAAAUAUAAAUGAAAUAAACACAAUAUUAAAAGAUCAUCCCCAUUUUAAACAAAUCGUUGAGAACGAAAAUGUUACGGAGUUUAUGAAUAAAUAUUUAAUAAACCCUAUAGAAGCAAUCAUAAAAUAUAAAAGUGAUCAACACGUUAUUGAAUUCUUGAAUACUUUAUUUAAAUAUAUGAAUGCUAAAAGAAACUAUAUACAUAUAAACAAUUUACCUCAAUCUUUUACAUUCCAAAAAAAAAAAUAA
Molecule: messenger RNA, 410 nt
Organism: Plasmodium reichenowi
Lineage: Eukaryota; Apicomplexa; Aconoidasida; Haemosporida; Plasmodiidae
Exons: 1
Source: RefSeq, a predicted model, not a curated record